This is a messenger RNA of Penicillium canariense, 1857 nucleotides long. Its product is annotated as arylsulfatase. Gene Ontology annotation, molecular function: arylsulfatase activity. The coding region runs from base 1 to 1857 and encodes 618 amino acids. Lineage: Eukaryota; Fungi; Ascomycota; Eurotiomycetes; Eurotiales; Aspergillaceae. The record is from RefSeq and is a predicted model, not a curated record. The transcript has 2 exons.
AUGACCAAACGCCCUAAUUUCCUCGUGGUCGUCGCCGAUGACCUCGGUUUUUCCGAUGUGGGAUGUUUUGGCGGCGAGAUCCGCACGCCCAACAUUGACCAGAUUGCAAAGGAGGGCCUGCGGUUUACAGAUUUUCAUGCUGCGGCAGCAUGCUCUCCCACGCGUGCCAUGAUCAUGACUGGCACGGACCACCAUAUCGCCGGCCUGGGUAACUUAAUCGAAUGGACCAAUAUCUCUGGCCAGAAUGGUCCAAAGGGCUCGGCGAUGAGCACCGCGCCGCAGCGUGGUAUGCCCGGCUACGAGGGAUAUUUGAACGAGCGGGUCGUGGCUCUGCCCGAGCUCCUGCGUGAUGCUGGCUAUCACACAGUAAUGUCGGGCAAAUGGCACUUAGGCCUCACCCCGGAGCGGUCUCCUCACAAGCGCGGCUUUGUGCGCUCAUUUGCCCACCUGCCUGCCUGUUCCAACCAUUACGCCUAUGAGCCGCAACUCCGCGAUCAGGACCAGAUCCCUACUUUCAUUGAAGCUAGUUACAUCGCUCUGCACAUGGAAGACGGCGAAUAUGUGCGCAAGCUCCCUGAGGACUGGUACUCUUCUGAUGGCUACGGAGAUAAGAUGAUCGACUACCUGCGCGAGUGGAAGGAGAGCGGUGGUAGUGCCGGCCCCGAUGGUAACGGAGACCGUCCCUUCUUUGGUUACCUUCCCUUCACUGCGCCUCACUGGCCUUUGCAGGCCCCACGGGAGUACAUUGACCAUUAUCGCGGUGUAUACGAUGAGGGCCCCGAAAUUCUGCGCCAGAAGCGGUUGCAGCGCCUGAAGGAGCUCGGCAUGAUCCGGGACGACGUCGAGCCGCACCCCGUUGAUGCAGAGGAAGUCAAGCCUUGGGACGAGUAUACUCCCGAGGAGAAGAAGAAGUCUUCGACGGCUAUGGAGGUCUUCGCUGGCAUGGUUGAGUGCAUCGACUACAAUGUUGGCAAGGUGGUCGAUUAUCUGCGGGAGAUUGGAGAGCUAGAUAAUACUUUUGUGUGCUUCAUGUCCGACAACGGUGCCGAGGGCGCCGCUUAUGAGGCCUAUCCCAUGGUGAAGAACGGGGUGAUGCCCCACCUGCAGAAGUAUUACGAUAACAGCCUGGAAAACCUGGGAAAUGGUAACUCGUUUAUCUGGUAUGGCCCGCGCUGGGCGCAAGCGGCUACCGCUCCAUCUCGUCUCUACAAGGCCUACACCACUGAGGGUGGUGUCCGCGUCCCCUUCACCUGCCGCUUCCCCAAAAAUAUCCCUCUCAAUCCCGGUGACGCUACCGCACCCGCGGGUGGUAUCACAGAUCAAUUCGCCACCGUCAUGGACCUGGCGCCCUCCAUCCUGGACAUGGCCGGUAUCAAGCACCCGGCACCCACCUAUCAGGGCCGCGAGGUGGUCUCCAUGCGCGGCCGCAGCUUCCAUCCUUGGGCCAUCGGUGAUGCCGAUCGCAUUCACCCGAAGGAUUUCAUUCAGGGCUGGGAGACCUGCGGCCGAGCCGCGCUGCGCUGCGCCGACUGGAAGAUUGUCUUCAUUCCCAAGCCCAAGGGUCCUGAGCGCUGGCAGCUGUAUAACCUGGAAAAGGACCCCGGCGAGGUAAACGACCUGUCAGAGCAGGAACCCGAGAAGCUCAAGCAACUGCUCAAGCUCUGGGACCAGUACGUGUUAGAGACUGGUGUGGUCCCGCUGUGUCCGGAUCUGGGCGAGUUUCUGGAGGCUACAGAGGCGCAGAUGCCUGAGAAUGCAUGGAUGGAGUUUGAUUACUGGAAGGAAGGUGCGCGCGACGAGCCAGAAAAGUUCACACGCCAGCCGCCCCGUUUCCAGCGGGUUGUGAAGCCGUUCUAG